AUGGGUUUUAGGAGAUUUCUGGCACUUAGCAGUCAGCUGGGACUGCUGGAAAGCGUCACGCAGGGCCCCACGGGUUUCACCACACCGUCCCGCGAGCGCUACGCUCCCGUCUGGGCCGCGGCCUCUGUCCCUGCUGCCGUAGAGACAGAUUCAUUUUGGUAUUGCAGCCCUUUAUAUGAGAGAGACAGCCAGAAGCUGUCAACAGAGCGGCAACGACGCCUGACGUUUCGGGAGAAAUCAGCUCCGAGCAGCGUUUUCCCUCGCUCGCCCUCCCACGCUUCGUCGCAGCCGUACGGGGAGGGCAAACCACGCCACGAGGAACCACUCCUGGUCACUGGAAGUAGCCAAGUCCCACUUGCUAGACCAAAGUUCCGUGGCCUGCUGCCCUCUUCGCUGAAUGCCUGUUAUUUUUGUGCCUGUAAUCGCUUUCUGCAGGGCCUACGCGGCCCUGGCCCUCUCCUCGCCGUCGGGAAGCCGACUGCCCCCGACGCCACACUGCCGGCGCUGCUUUCCCACCUUCCCACGCCGGCCCUGCCCCAGGCGGGGGAGAUGCUGGCGGGGAGAGCAGCCGGCGGAGACCCCCGGGCGCCUUUCCUGAAGGGACAGUUCUGCUACGAACAGGGGUUGUAUGAAGAAGCAUUAACAGAAUUUGAAAAAACGAAGGAUACAGAUUUUCAAGCAAUGUAUCAGCUUGGUGUAAUGCAUUACCACGGACUAGGCACCAAAGAAGACCCUGAAAAGGGAGUGGAAUACAUGAAGAAAAUACUCUGCUCUGACUCCCCGAAAGCAGGACACUUGAAGUUUGCAGCUGCAUACAAUCUUGGCAGAGCAUACUACGAAGGGUGCGGUGUUAAGCAGUCAACUGAAGAGGCUGAGAGGUUGUGGCUUAUUGCUGCGGACUAUGGAAAUCCAAAAGCAAGCGUGAAGGCCCAGAGUACUUUAGGACUGCUUUAUUCUGUGUCGCCUCUAAAAGAUCUGAAGAAGGCCUUCUUUUGGCAUUCAGAAGCAUGUGGCAAUGGAAAUCUGGAAUCACAGGGUGCACUGGGUGUUAUGUAUCUCCACGGACAAGGCACACGUCAAAACACUAAAGCUGCUUUGAAGCAUCUGAGAGAAGCAGCAGAACGUGGAAACAUCUAUGCUCAAGGCCAUCUCGUGGAAUAUUAUUACAAAAGAAAAUUUUACUCAACAGCUGCUGCAGUAGCCAAAAGGGUUACAGAAAGCGACGACAUCGAUACGCUAGCAAAGGUGACCGACUGUCUUCCUGCGUACAUAGCCAAGGGGGUUGCUAUGGCUGCUUUCUACUUGGCCAGAUGCCUCCAGCUUGGCCGAGGGGUACAGCAAGACCAAGCCGCUGCUAAAAAAUACUAUUCUAAGGCAUGCCUUCUGGAUCCAGGUGUUGCUUCUGACCUUGAGCUGGCAGCCAAUCUUGGGAGAAUUUAG
Messenger RNA from Opisthocomus hoazin, 1440 nucleotides. RefSeq names its product LRP2 binding protein (gene LRP2BP). The record is from RefSeq and is a predicted model, not a curated record. Gene Ontology annotation, molecular function: protein binding. NCBI's taxonomy places the organism in Eukaryota, Metazoa, Chordata, Aves, Opisthocomiformes, Opisthocomidae.